Salvelinus fontinalis (brook trout) is the source of this 5568-nucleotide messenger RNA. RefSeq names its product protein kinase C, alpha, b (gene prkcab). The record is from RefSeq and is a predicted model, not a curated record. Gene Ontology annotation, molecular function: diacylglycerol-dependent serine/threonine kinase activity; ATP binding; zinc ion binding. The coding region runs from base 172 to 2196 and encodes 674 amino acids. The transcript has 17 exons. NCBI's taxonomy places the organism in Eukaryota, Metazoa, Chordata, Actinopteri, Salmoniformes, Salmonidae. Gene Ontology annotation, biological process: protein phosphorylation.
AUGAAAAAGAAGCGCUCAGCGGUGGCUCUAGCAAAAGGGAAACCCGCUGUCCAGUGGCUAUUUCGCAGUUGCGGUAGCCUAUAGUAUUUUAGUGAGCGUGUAGAAAUACAAGUGAAGAUACCUUGGAGUAAAACUGAACCGUACGACCGUGUAGCCUACUUUUUUUCUGCAAUGGCUGAUCAUCAUCUUUUACAUUAUAGCGACUCAGCUGCGGUUGGGAACCGUUUCGCCCGCAAAGGUGCUCUGCGGCAGAAAAACGUGCAUGAAGUCAAAAAUCACAAAUUUACUGCCAGGUUUUUCAAGCAACCGACAUUCUGCAGUCAUUGCACAGACUUCAUAUGGGGAUUUGGGAAACAAGGAUUCCAGUGCCAAGUGUGCUGUUUUGUGGUCCACAAAAGGUGCCAUGAGUUUGUCACCUUCUCUUGCCCUGGAGCCGACAAAGGCCCCGACACAGAUGACCCCAGAAGCAAGCACAAGUUUAAGAUCCACUCGUACGGUAGUCCCACGUUCUGUGACCACUGUGGCUCCCUCCUCUAUGGACUCAUCCACCAGGGGAUGAAAUGCGACACCUGCGACAUGAACGUACACAAUCAGUGUGUGAUGAACGUGCCAAGCCUGUGUGGGACAGACCACACGGAGCGCAGAGGACGCAUCUUCCUCAAGAUCGACGUCAGCGGAGACAGGUUACACGUCACAGUGGGUGAAGCCAGAAACCUGAUCCCCAUGGACCCUAAUGGCCUGUCUGACCCCUACGUGAAGCUCAAGCUCAUCCCUGACCCCAAGAACGAGACCAAACAGAAGACCAGGACCAUACGCUCCUCACUCAACCCCACCUGGAAUGAGUCUUUCAGCUUUAAGCUGAAGGUAAUGGAUAAGGACCGUCGUCUGUCUAUAGAGGUGUGGGACUGGGACCGCACCACCAGGAACGACUUCAUGGGCUCAAUGUCGUUCGGUGUGUCUGAACUCAUCAAGUCCCCCGCCUGCGGCUGGUACAAGAUGCUGUGCCAGGAGGAAGGGGAGUACUACAACGUUCCCAUCCCUGAGAUCGACGACGUCAACAUGGAGCUCAGGCAUAAGUUUGAGAAAGCCAAGUUGGGCCAUGGGAAGAAAGUGAUUACGCCAGCGGACCACAGACGGUUCAGCUCGGACCGCACCAUGCCCGGAAUGGACCGUGUCCGACUCAGUGACUUCAACUUUCUGGCUCUGCUGGGGAAGGGCAGCUUUGGCAAGGUGAUGCUGGCAGAGAUGAAGUCCACAGAGGAGCUGUAUGCCAUCAAGAUCCUGAAGAAGGACGUGGUGAUCCAGGAUGAUGAUGUGGAGUGUACCAUGGUGGAGAAGAGAGUCCUGGCUCAGAGAGACAAACCACCGUUCCUCACUGCACUCCACUCCUGCUUUCAGACUGUGGAUCGUCUGUACUUUGUGAUGGAGUAUAUUAAUGGAGGGGACCUCAUGUACCACAUUCAGCGUGUGGGCAAGUUCAAGGAGCCACAGGCAGUGUUCUAUGCUGGAGAGAUCGCUGUGGGUCUGUUCUUCCUGCACAGAAAGGGUGUUGUAUACAGGGACCUCAAAUUGGACAACGUGAUGCUGGACUCUGAGGGCCACAUUAAGAUAGCAGACUUUGGCAUGUGUAAGGAGAACAUGUAUGAAGGCAUGGUCACACGCACCUUCUGUGGUACCCCCGACUAUAUCGCCCCAGAGAUCAUUGCAUAUCAGCCCUAUGGGAAAUCAGUGGACUGGUGGGCUUAUGGGGUUCUCCUCUACGAGAUGCUAGCGGGACAGCCGCCGUUCGAUGGAGAGGAUGAAGAUGAGUUGUUCCAGUCCAUCAUGGAGCACAACGUGUCCUACCCCAAGUCUAUGUCUAAGGAGGCUGUCGUCAUCUGCAAGGGAUUCAUGACCAAGCACCCGUCAAAGCGUCUGGGCUGUGGUCUGGAGGGCGAGAGGGACAUCCGGGAGCAGGCCUUCUUCAGACGGAUCGACUGGGUCCGCCUCGCCAACAGAGAGAUCCAACCGCCAUUCAAGCCUAAAACGGGUGGCAAAGGAGCAGAAAACUUUGACAAGUUCUUCACACGCACCCAGCCCAUGUUGACCCCUCCAGACCAGCUAGUCAUCGCCAACAUUGACCAGAGCGACUUCGCUGGAUUCUCCUACAUCAACCCACAGUUCAUCCACCCUUCCCUCCUUCACAGUGUGGUAUGAGGGAAUAGAUCAGGGAGAGGAGGAAGAGAGAGAGAGAGGGUGGUGAGAGAGCAAGAGAGAGAGAGAGAAGAGAGAGGGGAGAAGAGAGCCAUGUGGACUGGGACUGGGACAGCAACCCUCCAGAUUGACCACCUAUUGUCCCUUUGUCAAAGGGACUAAUAUUAUCUUCAUGUGUUCUCUGGACUUCAGUCGGCGACAUUCUGUAAACAAGCUGUCCACGAACGAUCUCAAUUGGAAUUUGUCUGAUGCGAUGGAGGGGGUAAGGGUGGGGGGAGGGGUUGGUGUACAGGGGAGUAUGUCUAAGUUUAUCUGGUGAUCGAGCGCAGUAAUCAUGGAUACAUUGAUUUGAGAAGUAGGCCUGCUACAGUACAGUGAGCGUUGACAUGAAUUGCACACUGUUACCAUGGGGAACCAUUUAGCUCUGCAACCUACUGGCCUAACAUUCAGGAAUGGGUUCCAUGUUUUCCACAGUUCCAGAACCUCCUACUUGCUCUAGAACCUAGAACCAAACCCUACAGUACCUUCCUGUCCGGAAGUUGUCUGUGGGACUGCAUACAGUAUCUCAUGAUUCCUCAGUGUGUUGCUAUGGAUAGAAAGAGAGCACUCCCUCCCUAUGAAGCAUGAUGGAACAUACCCUCCUGUCCCUGCCUUUCCUCUCUCUACUGUACCUACUGUACUGUACUGCCAUUUCUACACAGUCUGCUACACCACAUUCUAGAUUAUAUUUAUAUACCUACAGAGAAGAGAGGUCUAUUGUCUACUGUUACACGAGUGCCAAAAUAGAGGUGAAAAAAUCAUUUUAUUCCAGUACAUAUCUAUAUAAACAUAUACUAUCUACAGCGUCCGUUUCUUACGAAAUUCCUAUAGUCAACUAUGAUGUCUUUCCUUGUGGCAAAGCCGUUAACCCUUCCGAUGGUGUCAGCGCGCUAAACUAAGCUCAACACCGUGUUUCUCUGACAGUUUUAUUAAUAUACUCCAAACCGUUACCAAACGUUUACAAACCGUUAUCAAACGUUUACAAAACGUUACUAAAAGGUAACCCACCAAGUAUAGCUGUGUCUAACCUAGUAUGUUACUAAAGAACAGCUUUUUGGUCGGUAUUAACAGUUGACUGAUGAAACAAUGAUGAACAUUUUAGAUGGUGUCCAAUUGUAUUUUUGGUGAAAGCACUGAUACCAAUAUUCUCAGAGUUAUUUAGGAGAAUUUAUGAGCAAGACUGAAUUGAGGAUAUGGUUCUGUUCAUGAGGUUUGCGACAACAUGUAACUUGGUAUUCCGGACUUCUAUUUAUGGGGAAAAAUGUUGAAUGAGGUUCAUGAGAAGACGAUGUUUUGAUUUGACUAGUGAAAAUGCUCUUUCCAUAUGCACCAUGCAGUUCUCUGUUGCAUGCUCAUUUCCUGAUUAUGAAUAAGCGCUAGAGGACUUUCUAGGGGAUGCAGCACACGUCUGAUAUGUAUCAUUGUAAAACCAAGUAUUAGGAUAUUUGUUGAUUAAUUAAUUGUUGUCUGUAUGAAAGUCCUACCACACUGAAAAGUUGAAUGAGAUUCAGAGAAUAGAUUUUUUUUGUUAAUUAUUAAACAUAUUCCGUAUGUUUCCCUCUAUACUUUUCUGACCAGAGAGAACAUUGUUUACCCUAUUUGUCGACCAUUUUGUAAAAAUCGAAAGAGCUUUUUCAAAAAGAGAAAUGACUCGCAUAUUUUAUACCACAAACUGAAUGUGCUUUUACUACCUUAGACGGGUUAAACAUCUCUGUUUAGAUGACUAUCCCAAAAACACAUGACGUUUGGCUGAAUCUUUGGUAGCUUGUUAUCAGCGAAACCUUGUAAUAUGUAUUUUCUCUAUUUAUCCACAGUUUGUUUUUGACUAUUUUAAAGGUAGGGUCAGCGAAAUGACCUUGCACGAAAAGCACUGCAGAUAUUCCCAUGAGCAAGACUCGAGACUUCACUCUCACAAAGUCACCCACAGUAUCUGUACACGGGUUCCCUUCACGCUCUUACAACGUAGUAGCCACGUGACCAAAACUGCCUUGCACUCUCAGUGGGUUGCAGAGAUUGACCCACUAUGCAGUUUACUUUGUGCAUCUUGGUCAUAUCGCUGACUCUACCUUUAAUGUUUCACAGACAAUAUGCAGUAUCUACAGCAUGUGUGGCGCGUGGUCCCUGGUUGAAUACACUCCUACUCCUAGCCUUGGUUUCUCUUCUAUCAGAGGCAGAAGUGUGUUUUCUGGCUUUCACUGUGUGCAUGUGAGGGUAAGGCCUGAUCUAAGCAUGAGAGAAGGCAUGAUGCAUGUUAACACAGAUCCCCAGGUGUACAGUAGGAAGUUCAUGUGUCACCAAGCAUCACAGUGAGACACACACCUGUCCCGCAAGCCCCUCCCAUUACACUUCUCUCCUCUUUCUGUUCUCCUCUUCUCCAUUUGUUUAUUGGUUUGUCUUAGUGUUCAGUCUCCUGACUCAACCAAGUUCUAAAUUCAGUCAGAAGUCACAUCUAAGCCAUGGACACAACGAUUAGAAUUUUCUGUCCCUUCUGUUUUGGUUGUGGUUAUGUAGAAGUUCUUAAAGGGGCCAAACUGAGAACCUACAUAAUGAGAGAUAAACACAGAGCAAGCACAGGAAGUUUGAUCAGACACAACUGAACUGCCAAAGAAUAAAGAAACUUUGGUCUAUUGUUUAACACACCCUGACCACAAAGACACAGUUGUUUUGGUGUUUCAGCCUAUUGCCAAAUGUCUUGCAUUUAGUCCGUUUCUGUUAGACAACGAUAUUUGUAGCAUGUCCUUGAAAUGUAGCUGUUCAAUGGGGAUGACUACUGAAAUUAUGUUAACAUGUAACUUUGAUUACAGUUUAUUAUUAAAGUGUCCCAUCUGGACCAAAUGGACCUAUUCGAAAUAAGGGGAACCAUAUGUUUACCCAACAUUGCUGAUGAGACAAACUGAGAAGUAUUUCAAUGAAGCUGAGUCAGGAUCUUGUCUGUCCAUCUAGAUAUUAUGUUUUACUUCAAAGAUGUGGAGGUUUCUACAUGGAGAAUAUAGCACUCUCUAUAGAACUUAUCAGAUACUAGUGGGAAAGAGAGGCCAACCAUAGUUAGCCCUGUGAAUGACGUCUCACAUUGAGAAUCUAUGUCUAGUGAGUGGGCGGUGUUUGGGCUACUAUAGACACAAAACCUCCAUGCAGUAUGUACUUUUAGGAUGAACUACAAUCACUUGCGGUCAUUAUUUGAAUCACCGUGGCGAUCAUGGGACCACAACACAGGGAUGUUUUGUAUGCUUUAUUUUCAUUUCACUCUCCUUGAUUUUAUUUGUCAAGUUCUCCCAUGUCCCUUUGCUAGCUGGGGUAUAAAGGAUACUGUGUAUGAAUAAACCAAUGAAAACGCAA